ACAAUAAUACAAAUAAGCUAAAAUAAGAGCCCCUAGCAAAAUCAAAUUUUACAACAUCCCUCGUGAAAUUAACUCGAUAAAAUUUCAUUUGAUCAACAUUAAAUUGGGUUGGCAACACAUUUUUCUUAUCCACGGCACACAGCAAAAAAUGUUUCCUGAAAUAUUAUGGAGUGAAGCAUUUUUUCUAUGAACCCAUUUUCCAUUAAGUGUCUUUUUUCAACCACUAAUUGCCCACGAAUUGUCUUUGUGACUCACUGACAUCACAAUGUAACUUUUUAGCCCCUUAACAGAACCUGCAAUAGGAUGGACCUGGAAAAGGUUUUAAAAUAAUAAUUCAUCUAUAUAGACUGCCUUCUCAUUUGAAGUAUCAACAUCAAAUGUUAAUUAUGUAGGGUGCAAAAUCUUUUUUGAGUAAGUAACUCCCCUUAACCAGAAUGCACAUUAUCCUUAUUAUUUUGUCCUUAGCAUAGCAGAUGUUACUCAAUCUAAAUUUCAUGUGUUUAUCCUUGUCGGUUCUUCAAUAACUUUUGUUUUAAUCUCUAUUGGUCUAUGUUCAUUCUAUAGAAAAUAUCCAAAAACAUGAUUUAUCUUUUAACGGCAUUUGACAUGCAUAAAUACAGCGAAUCAAAAAAUAACUUAGGCCAAAUUGAUCAGAGCACGGGCGCAAAAAGGAAUUGGAAACUGCUCACGUGAAACCACUGCGCGCUGCUCAAGGAUUUCACCGAUUUGCAGAAAGGUGGAAAUUGUUCCCGUCUUUUUCUCUGUGCGCAAUUUGACUGGUCAAUCGCUCGUGGUCGAGUGGCUGUAAGCCACCUUUACCUGUGUCAAAUGCCUUUAAGUAACGUUGCAGAAAAAACGCCUUUUAAAUUUCAACUUGCCCCAAUAAUUCGCCCUUAUUAACUUUUUUAAACCUUUAUAGCGACUGCUGCCAGCCAAAAAACAUAUUAUGUCGACGACAUCCAUCCAGGCUUCCAAAAAAAAGUUUUUUUGAGUAGGUUUCUACUGUACGCCAUCUUGUUCAUCUCAGCAGACGAUAUCCAUAUCCUAUCGUUCUGAUUCAUGUUAUUGUUAUUCCACGUGCCAGUUAUGCUUCUACACUUGCCUUGUUCAUAGACUAUGCCUUGUUGAACCCAAUACAACUUGAAAUUGUAAAAAUCGCAAUUUCAUGCAAUAUUUUCGCGAGACUGUCUGUGACCAGUCUGCAAAUUCAAAACUCUCUCCAGAUGCCAUUUUGAAGUUGAACAAUUUUCUUCUUUAGUCAAGUUUUUUGCUAGCAUAUUUUGGCAUACCGUAAAUUUUCGAAUUGUCAUGCCAAAUUGCAUACCGCUCGAAAAUCCCCCCUGGAAUAAGCCACCCUCGAAUAACCCCCAUCAAAAAAUGCUAAAAAUAAAUAAGCUCCCAGAGGGCUAAUUCGAGGAUUUGCGCAAUAUUGAAAACGCCUGGCCUAGGUAUUGCCAUGCGUAUCGUAUUUUUGGCGCCAGAAUCUAUAUUUUCAGAUAAGGUCCUUUUGAUCGUCUGCUAGAUAUUCUUGGUUUUUGGUAGCUCAAUUAUCCUUUAUUAAUAGAAACAAGAAAUGACAAAGGAAAGUAGCCUAUCAGCUAUAUGCUUGGCGGCCCACCUGAUUUCGGCUUCUAAUGCUUGCAACAACAAAAACCUUUUGCCCUUUGCUUUUUUGUCUAUAGGAGCAAGCAGCAAUACAAAUAAUUUCCAAAAGAGUUAUUGCAAUCAAUAUUCAUGUCUUGUAAGAUAUGGCGCGCAUUGAUGGGCUUCAAUUUCUGCUCUUUUGAUCAGCAGAAUUGCGGUUUGUAUUUAGUAUUUACAAGCAACUAAAAAAAUGAUGAUCGCCGCAAUAUUGACAAGAAUUUAAGGAAGUACAGGAUUAAUUAGUUAUAAUUGACGAAUGAUACGUAAACAAAGAUGCAAUUGUCAGCCUGAAUCGACAGUCACAUAAUAAAUACGGAAAGAAAAGCUAAUUAGAAAUGGAGGGUAUUUAGGUGGGAGUUAUUGUGCAUAAAAAAUUUAAAUUAAGCAAAGACGUAACACGACACCAAGGUUGAAUGACUUGCUUCACGUACGUCGUAAGCUGAAGGUCAGUUGAUUCUGAACCGAGACCAGCUGGUAUUUUCUACUGACUGAUUCCUUUGAAUCUCCUUCCAGAAACGUUCAGUUUGCAACUCAAAUUCGACGAUUUCCCAAGUUAGAUUUGGAGAACCAACGAUUCAAAAGGUCGUAAAACAAGGCGUUAGAUGAGCAGAUAUGGAACAGGAAACCAACAUAUACCAUGGCCUUCUCAUUACAGUUUCUAUUCUCAUCAUAUUUGCAAACUCGUAUUCACUCUCACUCUUCAUGAGGUACAAAAACCUGCUGUCAAAGGUAAACUUCAUGCUACUUAGCUUGGCAUUAUCGGAAUUUAUGACGGGCGCAGUAAACAUACCCUCGAUGGUGCACGCAGAAAGGGUGAAUGCUAAACACAUGAUGGAGAGUAUUACAUUUCUACUGACAGCUGAUAUAAUAACAAUUAUGUGCGCUGCAACAACGAUGAUGACUUUAUGCGGCAUCAUCAUCGAUCGAUACUUAAUGAUCUGCUUUCCUUUUAAGUAUAUGAGCAUCGUCACGAAACGUAAAAUCAUAAUGUUUAUCAUUGCCAGUUGGACGCUGCCGCUGAUUGUCAGCUUCGUACGCCUUGUAUGGCUUGCGCCACUUUUGAGCGUCAAACCAACGCAUAUAAAAAACUUUACGCUAUACAACGAGAAAAGAAAAACUGCUUUGCGGUACGACAGGAUCUUCUAUAUUGUCGGCAGUUCCACAUAUCUCCUCGUUGUGAUAACAUUGGUGAUACUCUUCGUCCUGAUGUUUCAUUCCAUACGACGAUUGGGGAGAGAUGAACGCGAAUUCACAACGGAGAGGCGGGACAAGGAGAUGCUGAAACGCGAGACUAAAGCGGUCAUUCUUUUUGCUGUGAUGUUCUUUGCUUUCAUCUUAUGUUGGACACCGCUAGUCAUAUUUCGCCUGUUAGCGUCGGUUUUCCCGAAAAUUUUCAUACAAAUACCGAUGCGAGUAGUUCACGCGUUGAUCAUCAUCAAAUAUCUUACAUCAAUCUUAAAUCCUUGCUUGUACAUUCUUUACAAAUAUGAAUUCUACCAAGAAUUCACAAAAGACCGGAAAGUUAUAAAGAAACUGUGCUGUUGUCAGAAGAGACAAGGGCACCAGAGAGACUUGCUAACUGAAGUAUCCUUUGUAAGCCAUCAACACCAAAAUGGACAGAGCAACUCUCAUUGGCUGGACAGUAAACAUGAACAAGGGCUUUUAUCCGCAGCUGAAGUUUAGAAGACCACACUCAGACAUUUAGAGCUCAUGCAAUGUUGCUGCAACUGCAACUUUGCUGCAACACACAUGCAACAUAUUGCAAUGUUGCAGCAACGAAUUCGAACUAUAAAAACGGAGAGUAGGACAAGAACAUUUUGUAUAGCAGUUAUAGAAGCAUAUAUUAAGUUAAAUCAUCGAUUACGGGCAAAGUGUGCAGAGCACCAGAUAGAUAUGGGUCUUCUAGUAAAGACGAUAUGAAAAAAUUAAGUUGACAACGACAAAAGCUGUACAGUUUAUAUUCGUUACUUUUUUAAAAAGUAUAUCAUUAUUUUAACCACUGUAUAAUAGAAAUGUACUAUGUUCAGGACACACAAUUGCAAUUUUCAACUUUGUUAAGAGCUUUAAAACUAUUUUCUGUUUCCGCGAAUUGCUUAAUUCACAGUCAAUGCUUAUGUAGAUUCGAAAAUGUGGUUUUCUUACAAAUAACAUAGCCACCGUGAAAAUAUUUUAUUGAAUAAGUCUAAACUCAAUAUCAACCAGUGUGAAUGCCCUUUAUAUGUAAAUUAAUUCACAUAAGGAAAAAAUGGAUUCCCCGUUUAUCAACCAUUGUGAGACAGCUAUUUUUAACAGUUACAUAUGCUUCGGUUUGCCAGCUAGUCUCCUUCAUCGAGAAGCAUUCAAGUUCAAAACUAAUUAGAUCUUGCCACUAACUUUGGCUUUCUUCCCGACCAUCAUACCAUUUGAAAAGGGCAGGCUUUGAAAAAACCUGUUACAAAAUCACUACCAGAUAACUUCAUCAAGUCCACAAAUAGUAAUGCAGGUUAACAAUCACAACUUGAUGUAUAUGGGUAUACCCUGUCCUUUGAAAAUUAUUCAAUGCCUCGAAAGAAUGCCUUGGAAGGAUGCCUUAUAAGGAUGCCUUGUAAGAUUGACUUUACUUCGCCCCGUAGCUCUUCAGCAUUGUUAUAAACUGCUCCUCAUGUGUAAGAAAGACGCGAUAUGCACUUUUUUCAUUUUGGUUAAAUCCAUUAUAGUAGCAUGGUUUAAAUCUAUUUUUUUGCAUUUGUAACUUUGUUUAGGCGCACAUUACUUUUAUCAAACGUACAAUUGAUACACGAGCUUGGAAACCCGUUUACGCAACUAACACUAUGUACGUUUACGCAAAAUAAAACGGGCAGACAGGCUUUUUAAGUUGAUUGGAAAAUAUAUGAACCGAUAAACCAUGUACAAAAUAUAUGACCGUGUAAUCCAUGGAUAGAUUUGAUGAUUUACUAUAUAAAUAUGUAUACGACGAAAGAGAAGCUGUGCUACCUAGCUACAUCAAACACAUCCCUUUAAGAGAAAUUACUGUGUCUAUUUCUUGCGUUUGUCUGUUUAAGAGAGCUUGUCUGGCAAACAAGGUGGAAAAUGAGAUUAGUGAGUGAAAAUAGGCUGAAAAUACACUUGCAAUGAAUCUGAUAUCUAAACAUAGGUUAAGCGUAGUCAAUAGAAGGGUCAGAUUAGAAAGAAUUUCAUAGAUACAGCUAGGCACUUUAUCAAAACAUGGUCAACAAAAAAUAUCUUAACAAACAAAAUAUUCGAAGUCUAGACAGUUUAAGUAGUAUUUGCGCUCAGGAAAUGACAAUGGAAGAGGCAGCCUAAAAUUUUCUAACAGUGUACUGAUCUUCGGCAGCGGACCUUUCUGGUUCAGUUCGUCUUGUGACCCAUACAACAACCUCAACGUCCCCACUUUUUUCUGGAACCUUUAUACAACUUGAAUAACUCAUUGCUGUUCAUCAUAAAAUCCAAAAGUGAACUCUAGAAAAAGUCUAUCUUGUCUUUAGCCUCAAGCAUAGUAGCAGGUCUUUUCCAGGCCAAAGUUCUUUUGGAUUUAAUCUUUACAGGAUCUGUGCACUCUGUACUAGCCAUGACCAACAUCAGUGUUCGCAAAUCGAUUGAGUUAUGCUGACGUCACCAAGAACAGCUACAUAUCAGUUCCUUUCAGUGCACUUAGUAAAAUUCCCAGCGUUUCUUGACUUUAUAAAAUCAAAUAUCACUUGCAGAUUUAUUCACGGCUCAUUUUCUGGUAUCAAUGUUAUUCUUGCAGUUUACGAGUUUUACGUCAAGUAUAAUGCAUUUAAGACCUCGAGAAAAUUCAUCACAAACACGAUUACCGUAAAAUCCACGAUUAAGCAGCGGGUAUCCUCAUUAACAAUGCUCGUUGAUCGCAAAACACUUUAAGCAUCCAAUAUUAAACCGGGCAGCUGACGUAACGUCAAAUUAGUGGUCUUAACUGGGAAACAGACCGGCAUUCAGAAGGAUGUCUGUGAAGAGAAACAAAGGUUAUCUAUUCUAGAACGUGGCAUAUUAUAAAGAGGAAGAGCAUGAGGAAAUACAAGCAAAAAGAGUAUAGGACCUAGCAUAGAGAGGUUCUCGGUAGUCGAAGGCCGGGAAAGGGUUUAGUGGAAUGGGAAAGUCUAUCUGUUGAUAAAAAAACGCGAAAUAUCUUCCUAAAUUAUCACAAUGGACAGAUAAUAAGGUGACAUAAGCCAUAUGCAAAUCAAUAUAAGCGAAUCAAAAAGCGUAUGAGUGGUAUGAGGCUCACUGAUUGGCCGAUUGUUUGGUUGAAAGAUGGUUUAGGACACUUCAAGACAAGGUAUCUGUCGGUUGCCUUUCACCUCACGUUAAACAGUAUUAUGAAAAAUGCAGUAUUGGUAGUGGUUGCAUAGGAGAAAACAAAUGAAAUUCAAAGAUGCUUUCGGAAAACUUUCGCUAUGGAUUUAUUCACAGGAAAUGAUUUGGAUAAGAUAACACAUUAAUAUUUCGGAAUUUCCUUAAUAAUUAAGUUAACCCCUGAUAAAUUAUCUUUGAAGGAUUGAUUUGGCCUUCAACAUAACAAAAUAAUAAGCUUAGAAGUAAAUGAGUUCAGCAGUUUUCCUCGUGACAACGAUAUCUAGUUAAGACAUUUACCAAUGAUUAGAGAGGUAAUUGAGUGUCUAUGAUAAUAGAGCAUUAUUUUUAAGUAAAUCUCUACAAUCACAGUUAGACCACGAUUUGAUUUUUAACUAAAUAUAAUCUUGUAACAAAUGCCAAUUCUUGUAGCUCUAAAUAAAUUUCACGAGUUAACGAAAAACCAUAGUUAAUAGGGGUGGCAUCAGCCUUUUUAUUUCUUUUUGAAGACGUUAAAUAAAAUUUACAAUGUAAAAGUAGAAAUUUCCUUUAUUUCUAGAAUUUAGAACUGCAGCACAAUUUUUAAGCCAAUUUGGCAUACAAUAACAUUUUUGGUUGCAUACAUCAACUAGAGUAGUUAUGUGUAGAGCGGUAUUGCAAUAAGGUGGACCUUCAACACAACAAAAUGGCAUAAAAAAGCGAAAUAUUGUGUAGAAAUGUUUCGACAUUCAAUCGUUGACACACCAGUAAGUAUCAAAAGAAGGAUAGUGGCUGAAAAUUAACAAAGGUGUAUAUUGUAGUGUUAAUUGACAAAAACCCGAGAGCUAUCUACCUUUGACUGCCUACUUUCGUCGUCAUCGUACGAAAUUUAAUCGUUCGCAAGUUGUAAACCUUCGAGCUAUUUGUUUCACCAAUCAUUUUCCAUGUAACCCACACAUGCUAAAGAGUUUAAGUGAGAAGUCCUGGGAUUCGGGACAAAGAUAGACCCGAAAAAACGAUAACAAAAUGAGAAACGACCUUUCUUCCCAAUAAAAGUUGUUUGGGCACGGAUCCUAUGAAUGCAUAUUUGUGGAAAUUCCAAAUAGCCAUUGGUUCACUUUUCGUACCAUCUCAUUUACUUGGGUUUUACAACAAUUCAAGCAAUCAUUAGCAGCAUUUAUAUUCCAUGGGCGAAUCGACAGAACCUAAAUAGUUCACAGAAACUUGAAGUUCCCGAGUGAAGAGAAUAAAACCAGCGAGACAACCAUUUGGAGCUGGAAACAAAACAUGUACUUUGUCCACGGUAAGGUCCGAGACUGAUAACUAACACCCAAUAGCUCACAAUUCUAUCGAAACUCAAAGAAAUCUUUGAGAUGAGAACGGCGAGACGUUUUGAGAAUGAGAAACCUUAGAUUGCUGAAAAGACAGAUUUUAAUUUACGCAUGGCAAGUUUACUUUAUCACUCAAUAAGGAAAAACUUGUUGAUCAAAAAUACUUGAUUUAUUCAACAUUUAAGGGUGUAAUCAUACCUUGAAUCAACGAGACGUGUUGAUGAGAUCUUGCAGCGAUGUAGGUCUCCACUGGCCUUGAAAACUCGUGAAUAUCACAUUUCGAUCCAAAUAAACCAUUGAUUUUCCAAAUGAAUAUAUUGCUUUACCUUCGAAGCGUUUGUUGGGCAUGGGCAUAAAGAGGAUGUUGUUCUCUUCAGCCUGAAAAAACAAGAAAAAGAUCAUAAUGAGCAAACAUCAAUCUUGACCAUUAUAUUCAAAAGGAGGUAAAUUCUUUAAAUAAUUUAGAUUGUUAUUGAAAGAUUACACUACACUAUAACAGUGUCAUUUAGAUUAUUUAAAAAAGGAGCAUUUAAGGAUAGCAAACUAAACCUAUAUGAAAAUCGAGAUUUUCUUUAUUUUCCUGAACUAUCAUUAUUGCUCAAAGUUUGCAGUAUUGAUCUUAUAAAUACAUUAACUUCUUAGCAAACUAAUUUCCUUUCAGCUAUAUGUAUCUUUUUAGCUAAACAUUCCUCUUCAGAACAGAACAUGUUUUAGAAGAUCUCCGGGGCCCUUAAUGGCAAGCAUAGGGAAAAACAGGCAUGACAAGUAGAGAAAUAAACGAUAGAAUAUAUAACACAUGGAAAUAACGAGGAGAGGGGGGUGUGAACAUAGACAUGUUACGGUUUACCAAGCUUCCAUGGUUUACUGCUUGCAAAGCAAGAAACAGUUCAAACUUUUCUCAAAAUGGGCAUCUCCAUUUCAAAAGCUUAACGAUUUAGGCAAAGUUAAAAAUCCAAGACAUGAAUUGUUUCUACCAGAGUUAAGGACUGUCUUGUUUUAUCAAGUAUGAACUAAGGGAGAGGGUGAACGGCUACUGAUAAGCUGUCAGAAAAAUAGCGAGACGUAACUUGUUUUACUGAGUAGCAGCAUCAGCAUGCAAGAAAAAUUGGCAGAUCUUGCAAAUAGAAAAGUGAAAGGAGAAAUGUGGUUGGGCUUACAAAGACUGAUUAGUAUUGUAACAUCAGAUCAAAUGCAAUGAGAAUAUGGAUGGCAUCGACAAACUGAUUCUAUCAAUUGAAAGCACACUUUGUUAUCCAGAUCAGUUACCCAAGUGCUUCCUCGGCUAAAGAUCGAUACUUUCAUUUCUCAUUUCAAAUCAUAUCUUCAGUAAAUGAUGUCAUCUGUGGCUUUCAGGUUAAUAAGAAAUACUAAUUUCUUCGUCAGAGAACCAUUUAUCAUAAGAGAAUUUUAAUUAUCUAUAGUGAAGCGUUUCCAGUUUUGUGGAACAAGAAUUGAUUGUAAGUAUGCAGUCUGUAUCUUCAUUAUAAAAGCUGUUCAGCUAAAAUUAAUAUGAAAAUAUAGGGAAAAUUAGACCAGCAGAAUAAAAAGGUUUUCUGUUUCUUGAAGAAUGUAAUUUCUGUCAUUAAGUGUUCAUGGGUUUAUUUGGGUUUAUAUCAUUACUUAAAUUUUGUCAAAGGCACUGAAAACAUCGAUGGUUUUUUCAAACUACCGGUGAUUCACCCCGUAGAAACUAAACUAAUGAAAAUAGUCGACAAAAGCCCAUUUCAGCAGAGUAAUUAAAAAAGAGAUCUAGUGGUUCAGAUGACGCAACAGCUUCAAGCAAUGUGACUAGAAUUGUUAGUUAUAUAUGGAACAAACAAACAGGACAGCACCUCACAUGCUACUUAUAAGGGUCGGUAUUAAAACUGGCAAAAAGGGAAGGAAGAUUGAUUGAUCAAGUCCAAACAAAAAUCGUGCUUAUCUAUCAGGCUGGGGUAUCUCAGUUUAGAACAAACAUGACAAAGCGUGCCACGAAAUGGGACGAGGACAUCUCUUAAGCAAAGAAUCCGAGAUUAUAGAAAUAUUUUUGUUUCUUUUGUAAGUUGUAUACAGUCUUACGUUUGAAAAACUUAAUGUGUUGUCUGAGCAAGGAAAAAUCUCUGUUUCUGUAAGGAAAUCUAGACUAAGAAAUCAAUACGUCACUUGAAAGCUGAGAUGAAAUUUGAAAAUGGCUAAUAAGUCCCGCAUUCCAGAUCUUUGGUCAAAAUCUAUUUGUGUCUUUUCACAGGUUUUUGAUAAACCAUAUUGUGCACAAUCAGAUCUAGACACUUCACAUAUGCAAUCACUCAAGGUAUUAUAUUUCGGAUAUCAAGGUUGGGUAGCAGCUCUCUGACAAUUUGAUUAAAAGCUUCGUAUUGAGUGCCAGUAUUGCUUUCUAGAUUAACCUUGCUUCUCAUUUAGCAACUAGACAGCGAUAUCCAUAACUUCAAUAUCAUAUGAAAAUCAAGGGCUAAGCUUUUCUAUUCUUGGUAAAAUGAGAUCCUUUCUUUGAUCUCAAGUACUUCAUGUAGCCUAUCAAGGACCUAAAUUUGCGUGCAAAAUAUACAACAAGACAUAAAAUUUCAUGUAGCCUAUCUAAAAGGAUAUAUUUUCAGAUACCAGCGUACUUUGGUAUAGGACCUCAAGUGCAGAAAAUAUAUAAUACAUAAUAUAAUGGUGUAUAAAAUAUAAACGGGCCUAAAAAGAAUUCUAGCACCCAUAUGCUUCUAUCUAAGCUGCGAGGCCGCUUCAACUAAUCAUUGAAGAAUAACAUUCUACCGGAAUUGAAAAGUGAAAGAUUGCCUUCUUCUGCAAAACAUAUCGACACUUGUUCUGUACCGGUGAACCUAAAUGAGUUUCCCAAACUACAGGCCCGCUCUCAGAAUUUGAAGCUACAGACUACGGUCACGAAAAUUUGUCUCUAAACUUACAAAAAAGUUUGAUCGCUAAAAAACCACUAAAGGAUAUAAAAAUUAAUUUGAAAAAGAAAUAUAGCUCACCGCUUUUUCGAUGAGAUCCUUGAAAUUUGAAGGAAAUCCACUUGGCGUUGAAACCUUGAGAAUAGAAUUUUAGGUUCAAUGGAAAAGUCCGAGUUGUGCACCUUCGUUAUUACUUCAUAAAGGAUUCAGAAAGACUUUGGGUACAGUGAGAACCAAGUAAUAAUCGGUUGAUUUCAACAUUGGGUUAACACUGUUUAAACACUGGGUGCUAUCUAUCGUACUCUGUGAAAUUUUUGCUUGUUACCCGAGAAAAAAAACUGACAGUUCGUAUUGAAAUAAGGCCACGCCCCCUUAGAUAUAUAAAAAUCUUACGUUGCUGGAUAUAUAGGUAAUACGGUACACAUCUUAACACACAUAGAAAGUGAAAUAAUAUGUAAGAAAAAUGUGAUUGUAUAUUGACAUUAUUUUACGUACAGUCACUUGAGCUUGCAAAAAGUUAAUAUCAAAAUACAACCACAUAUGCUUUUACCCUAUUAAUUAUCACAACACAUCAACAUUCAAAACUAACAGUUUACUAAUAACACCAGAAUCGCAAUUCAUCAUUUCUGAACUUGCAACAAUUUCACGCUUAAAG
Messenger RNA from Rhopilema esculentum, 10817 nucleotides. NCBI's taxonomy places the organism in Eukaryota, Metazoa, Cnidaria, Scyphozoa, Rhizostomeae, Rhizostomatidae. The record is from RefSeq and is a predicted model, not a curated record.